AUGAGUGCGGCUUCGAACAAUCCUGGGGAUGGUGGCAUGGGCAACCUGGGAACUGGCGCGGGGGGGUCGGACAAGGGUGACGACCAGAAACCGACUCGUAAUAGACCAGGCCGUGGGACACGAAAAAUGAAAAACGUGUUUCGGGAUAUGAAGGCAAUGUCCCGGGAGUUGAACCGUUCACUCAGGAGCCGAGGAAGUGAUGAAGUAGUGGAGGGCACUGUGGAAGAAAUGCACCAUCCUAAUAUCGGUAGCAGUGGACCGGGCGUGCCAGCAACUGAAGAGGCGGACGACAUCGUCGGAACAUCUACGGAAGCAGCGCGGGAUAUCGUAACCUCCAACCCCGGCGUUGACGUGGAGAACCGUGCAGGUCCCAGUAGGAGGAGGACAGAGUGCUCAUCUCAGGAGGAGGCUGUAGCUGCUGAGGCUGUGGAUGUAUAUCGAGAUUAUUAUCGGAGAGUGGUAGCCUAUAAUGAGAACCCUUCGGCAGCACCAACUAUGCUGGUGGUGGCUCACGAUCCGAUUCUGCUUGCUCGAUUCCCUGGAAUGGGUCCAAUAAAGCCGGCGAAACCCAGAAAUGAAAUAGAAGAAAGGAGAGCUAAAGAGCAAUCAAGGCCACGCAGGUGGGACAAAGUGCGCGUUAAAGAUUUUGCAGAAAUCGCAGAGAAUAAAGCAGCCUACCAUAAGGCCAAGGCUGCUGAGGAGGCCGGACCGGAGGGCCAGCCGCCGAGCAGGGAACCUGAUUUGAGACACUUCGACCCGAGUUCCGAAGCACAAACGUCGCUCCGGAGGUCGGAGGAAAGGAGAAGGGACGAGAAGCGAAAGUCUGAUGAAAGGAGGUCGAGAGAACAAUCCGGCGAAGAACCUCCGAAAUGGCCAACUGUUAGAUCUCUGAUCCCUCCUGACUCUCCGGCUCCUGCAGGGCCCGUGAUUCCUCCUGGGUCUCAGAUAUCUCGUGGGCCUCAAGGCCCUGCUAUGUUUUCAGCGCCCGCUGAGCCUGGAACCCCUUCUAAGGAUCCGGCGCCUGUCGAACCUGUUGAGCCUGUCGAGCCUGGCGCCUCUGAUGAACCGGGAAAACCUACUGAGCCUGUUGCUGAGCCUGUUGACCCUGGCGCCUCUGGUGAACCAGUAAAGCCUACCGAUCCUGUUGAGCUUGUCGAGCCUGACGCCUCUGGUGAACCGGGAAAGCCCACUGAGACUCCUGAGAACGAUGAAGAAGGAGACAGAUCAGGAAGGAAAAGGAAGUGGUGUUGUUUAUGA
Molecule: messenger RNA, 1257 nt
Organism: Pseudogymnoascus destructans
Lineage: Eukaryota; Fungi; Ascomycota; Leotiomycetes; Thelebolales; Thelebolaceae
Exons: 2
Coding region: 1-1257 (418 amino acids)
Source: RefSeq, a predicted model, not a curated record